AUGCACGGGAAGCGGGCUGGGCGGACGGAAGCCGGCGGCCGCGAUGGCGAUUCGGAAGGAGGCUCCCGGCCAGAAGCUGGGGCCCUGGAUUCAGCAGAUCGGCAGGCACUUUGGUCCGAUGCAGCAUCCUUUCUGUCGGCCCAGUCGUUGGCGGAUAAUGUGCUGCACAGCCGAGCACCCAUCCUGCUUAGCGAGCUUUCGCGGAUGCUGGCGACCAGCGAUUUCCAAGGAUCUUCAAGCACGGCCCUUGGCGCGAUUUCGGCCCUGAGGGUCUUGGCGGACCGAGACUCAAGUGCCUUGAAGGCGGCCUUCCAACCCUGGGCCCCUCCCUUGUGGCAACUGAUGCUUGCCAUGCCUGCCAGUGGUGAUGAACUUGACACUGAUGCGUGUCUGCGGCUGCGGCGAGAAGCCCAAGACUGUGUCAGCCACCUGCUCCCCACCCUGUGCUCUCCAUCCUUUUCGCCAGCCCUCCCCAAAUCUCUGGCCCGGGUCCUUUUUCGUGACUUGAUUGACAGGAUGCAGAAGAUGACGAUGGGGGUGAUGGAUCUGGAGGCAGGGCUCCGACCUCAGGGCGUGCGGCUUGCACAGGAUGCAAUCGCAGCUUGGUCCCUGUUUACUGUGCAGCUAGGGGUCGCAUUUCUUAAAGUCUCCAAGCUUGGGGAGCGGAUGCUGAAUGUGGUGCGGCGAACGUUCACCCACUGUGAGGAACAGCUUGCCAUCUCCACCUUCCACGCCUGGCAUCGCCUGGUGGACAGUUUUGUGGCUUGCAGCAUGUUGGCCAGGCACUGGAGGGUGCUGUGCCAGCCCAUUACCCAUUCCCUCCAAUAUGACUCACGUUGGUCAGUUAAACAGGCAGCGCUAGUCUGCUGGCUGCACCUGGUCCGGCAGCUAGGCAUGCUUCCAGAAGGCGGCCUUGACAAUGCCAACGUAUUCAGCCGCACUGUGCCACCGAUUCUGGAGCUCCUUGUCCAGACUUGCACGGCUGAGGAGGGAAAAGACAAGACAGGAAAAACAGAUGCUGCUGCAUCACCGUCGCUGCUAUACAAAAUCAUGCCACAGGUGUUCGACACAUUCACAUCCUUGGCCACUCCACAGACGGUGCCAUUGUUUGCUGGUGCUUUUGCCGAUCACGUCAUCGACGGCUUAAAAGACGAUCCGCCUGUAUACGCUGCUGCCCUCCAACUCUGCAGCCCCCUGCUCGCUCGUUUUACGAUUUGCCUUCAGUCGCCAGACUAUUGCAGCACCAAAACGAGUUGGAGGAGCGUCCUGAGGCUAUGGCAGUCCGUAAUGAACGGCCUGCGCCGCACGGAGGACCCAUCCUUGGGCACGAUCGAUGCCCUGGCGACAGGCAUCAAUGUGGCGCUUCGAACCUUGCCAACCUGCGAACCGAACUCAGAUCCGCAUGAAUCUCAUAAGGAGAAGUGUGGCGGCGCCAUGGACGGCAACGCAUGGUGCCCAGGCCUCGAAGACAAGGAAAAUCGUGACAACCAUGUAGCACAUCAGGUUCACUGCAAUGGGUUGGUGCAUCGGCUGGAGUGCUUGCCAAGAGAGCUGGAACGGGCAAGAGAGGCGAUCGAACGGCUUGAGGAGCCAGUUGGGGCUGCCAACGAUGGGGCCUUAACAGUGAUUGCUGACAAGGAGCCUGGAGGCGUGAGAAAGCGGAAAACCAAUAUACACCAUGGCGUGGAUCGCGACAAUGCUCCUGGGCCGUGCUGCAGGAGAAAGGUAGCAGACCACCCAGCGGGAGGCUGGAGGCCAGCGGCGUCCAGCAUGUGCCCCCCCGCAGGGACAUCAAACGCACCGCAGGCACAGACGGUGGUGUUGCAAGGAAGUGGGCGCCAUGAGGAGGAGGAGCUGCGAUCUCGUGCCCAUGAUGGAGAUGCGUUGCGAUUUUGUCAACAUGUUCAACGUGGAGCUGACGAUCCUCUGUCCGCCCGGGACGUCGCCGAGCUCGAAGUCAAUCAAACCGAGGAAGAUGCCCUGAAACUGCAGGGAAGUGCCACGAAGCUGCGCGGAAGCACUACGAAGGUGUCAGCAGCUGGCUCGACGCCUCUGACAGGAGCAACCGAAAGGGUGCACCCAGCUGGCAGCGCUCCCUCGCCGCCACAUUUGUUGGGCGGAAGCUGCAUGGCGAACCCUGAUUUGAGUUCAAGGGGGCUUGCGCAUGAUGAGUCAUGUGGCAGGGGCCGGGCUGAAUAUGAGCCGGGGGCCGCACCAACCCUGGCCUACGGUGCGAAAGAGUUUGUGUUGGCGAUUCGAAAACUGGCGGAGGGCAUCGCAUCCAGCGGCGCAGGGGCAACCGAGUUGUGGGCAAUGCACGACGAGGCCACACUUCUGCAAAGGAGCAUUGAGCGCCAAUUGAGGAGGCUCUGA
Molecule: messenger RNA, 2373 nt
Organism: Ostreobium quekettii
Lineage: Eukaryota; Viridiplantae; Chlorophyta; Ulvophyceae; Bryopsidales; Ostreobiaceae
Source: the annotation of a GenBank genome assembly